This is a messenger RNA of Acanthosepion pharaonis, 1728 nucleotides long. Lineage: Eukaryota; Metazoa; Mollusca; Cephalopoda; Sepiida; Sepiidae. The record is from the annotation of a GenBank genome assembly.
AUGUUCUUCUUGUGGUUGUUGAUCGUGACGAUCAGUGUUCUUCUUGUAGUUGUUGAUCGUGACGAUCAGUGUUCUUCUUUGUGGUUGUUGAUCGUGACGAUCAGUGUUCUUCAUGUAGUUGCUGAUCGUGACUAUCAUGUUCUUCUUGCGGUUGUUGAUCGUGACGAUCAGUGUUUUCUUGUGGUUGUUGAUCGUGACGAUCAGGGUUCUUCAUUGUUCUUCUUGUGGUUGUUGAUCGUGACGAUCAGUGUUCUUCUUGUGGUUGUUGAUCGUGACGAUCAGUGUUCUUCUUGUGGUUGUUGGUCGACGAUCAGUGUUCUUCUUGUGGUUGCGUUGAUCGUGACGAUCAGUGUUCUUCUUGCGGUUGUUGAUCGUGACGAUCAGUGUUCUUCUUGUGUGUUCUUCUUGUGGUUGUUGAUCGUGACGAUCAGUGUUCUUCAUGAAGUUGUUGAUCGUGACGAUGUUGUGUAUUUCUUCUUGUGGAUGUUGAUCGUGACGAUCAGUGUUCUUCUUAGGUUGUUGAUCGUGACGAUCAGUGUUCUUCUCUUGUUGGUCGUGACAAUCAGUGUUCUUCUUGAUUUGAUCGUGACAAUCAGUGUUCUUUCUUGUGAAUUGUUGAUCGUGACGAUCUGCGUUCUUCUUGUAGUUGUUGAUCGUGACGAUCAGUGUUCUUUCUUGCGAUCGUUGUUGGUCGUGACGAUCAGUGUUCUUCUUGUGGUUGUUGAUCGUGACGAUCAGUGUUCUUCUUUUGUUGACGCACGAUCAGUGUUCUUCUUGUGGUUGUUGGUCGUGACGAUCAGUGUUCUUCUUGUGGUUGUUGAUCGUGACGAUCAGUGUUCUUCUUUGUUCUUCUUGCGGUUGAUUGUGACGAUCAGUGUUCUUCUUAGUUGUUGGUCGACGAUCAGUGUUCUUUUGUGGUUGUUGAUUGUUGACGAUCAGUGUUCUUGGAUUGACGAUCAGUGUUCUUUGUUGUUGAUCGUGACGAUCAGUGUUCUUCUUGUGGAUGUUGAUGACGUUGUUCUUGUACGAUAUGACGAUUCUUCUUGUGUGUUCUUCUUGUUGUUGAUCAUGACGAUCAGUGUUCUUCUUGUGGUUGUUGAACGCGACGAUCAGUGUUCUUCUUGGUUGUUGACGAUCAGCGUUCUUCUCGUAGUGGCUGAUCGUGACGAUCAAUGUCUUGUGUUCUUCUUGUGGUUGUUGAUCGUGACGAUCAGUGUUCUUCUUGUGGUUGUUGAUCGUGACGAUCAGUGUUCUUCUUGUGGUUGUUUGAUCGUGACGAUCAGUGUUCUUCUUGUGGUUGUUGAUCGUGACGAUCAGUGUUUCUUCUUGUGGUUGUUGAUCGUGACGAUCAGUGUUCUUCUUACGGUUGUUGAUCGUGACGAUCAGUGUUCUUCUUUGUUCUUUCUUGUGAAUUUGUUGAUCGUGACGAUCAGUGUUCUUCUUGUGGUUGUUGAUCGUGACGAUCAGUGUUCUUCUCGUAGUUUGCUGGAUCGUGAUAUCAGUGUUCUUCUUGUAGUUGUUGAUUGUGACGACUGUUCUUCUGUUCUUUCAGUUUGUUGGAUUGUGACGUCAGUGUUCUUGUGGUUGUUGAUCGUGACGAUCAGUGUUCUUCUUGUAGUUGUUGAUCGUGACGAUCAGUGUUCUUUCUUGUGGUUGUUGAUCGUGACAAUCAGUGUUCUUCAUGUAGUUGUUGAUCGUGACGAUCAGUGUUCUUCUUGUGGAUGUUGA